CACGGGGGCCAAUCAGGGAGCGAAGCGGCGCCGGUGGGAGAUGAGCCAAUCGGGGGAGUCCGCGCGGGUGACGCGGGAAGGGCGCGGCCUGUGGUUGGUGGUCGGUGUGUGAAGCCGGGAAGGAGAGAGACGCUGCCAGGCUAGGACCCGGAUGCUCACGCUGUCUGCUCGCUGUUCUGCUACUCUGCCGUGGUGGCAGUGACCAAGUCCUGUCUCCCGGCUUAGGCCCCAGAGUGAUAGUCUGCAGAGGCUUCCACUAUCAGAGUAACCAGCACAAUUCUCCAAUCAGCCCAGCAGGAGCCGUAACCCCUAGUCAGAGCUGCCCAGGCCAGAGCGAUGGCACUAACGAGGCAAUGCCUCCUUUUAUGCCCAGUCCUGCCCUAGUCUGGUGCCGGGCUGUCCCUGAUACUCCCCUGUUCUCGGACCAGCACUCCCAGUACAAGAUGCCAGUGAUCUGUGCACACUCCCCGAGUGCCUCCACUGUGUGCCCUGGGGACCAGUAGUGACGAUGGUUCCUUUAGAGGACAAGCUGGCAUAAGGGACCCACCUGGGCGACCUUUAGGAAUCACACCCAUAUAUUCUCGUGCACACCUUAGAAGGGAUACCCAGCAAGCUGUAUGCCCAGUCACCUGCUGCCGCUACACCUUGUGACACGCCCUUGUAGCAGAACAUGGCAGCCGACAAUCUGUCCGAACUGGUGGAGGAACUGGACGGGGUGACCACAGAGCUGCAGGCCAUAGAGAUUCAGAUCCAGGAGCUACUGGAGAGACAGCAGGAACUCCUAGAGAAGAAACGCACUCUCACUAAGAGGAUACAAAGAGUGUCUGAGGACUCUGAGGCAGAAAGCAGCACCGGAUCCCAAUCUUCUACGGAGGACUGGAACAAACAAGAUUUCCCCUGGUCACAGAAGGUGAAGGAUGAGCUUCAAAAUUCCUUCCAGCUCGACACGUUCCGGAGCUUACAGCUGGAGACCAUAAAUGCCACGAUGGCUGGGAAAGACGUGUUCUUGGUUAUGCCGACCGGCGGUGGAAAGAGUUUGUGCUACCAGUUACCGGCUUUGUGCUCGAACGGGCUGACCCUGGUGAUCUGCCCGCUGGUUUCCCUGAUGGAGGAUCAGCUAAUGGUUCUAGAACGCCUGGGUAUCUCUGCCACCUGCCUGAAUGCUGCCAGCAGUAAGGAACACGUGAAGUGGGUGCACGGAGAAAUGAUCGAUAAACAGUCACAGCUUAAACUCCUCUACGUCACGCCAGAGAAGAUUGCGAAGAGCAAGCUGUUCAUGUCUCGGCUGGAGAAGGCGUACCAGGCCGGGCGGCUGUCGCGGAUUGCGGUGGACGAAGUACAUUGCUGCAGCCAGUGGGGGCACGACUUCCGUCCAGAUUACAAGUCGCUGGGCAUCUUAAAACGCCAAUUUCCCAAUUGCCCGAUGAUUGGUCUGACUGCUACGGCUACUGACCACGUUCUGAAGGAUGCCCUGAAAAUUCUGUGUGUCCAGAAGCCCCUGACAUUCACAGCAUCGUUCAACAGACCCAACCUGUUCUACGAGGUUCGACUCAAAUCUUCAAGCUCCAGUGAUUUCAUUGAAGACGUCGUUAAAUUAAUCAACAGCCGUUACAAGGGACAAUCCGGAAUUGUUUAUUGCUUUUCUCAGAAAGAUUCAGAACAAGUCACCAUAAAUCUACAGAAACUGGGGAUAAAAGCCGGUACAUACCACGCCAAUAUGGAAGCACGUGACAAGACCAAAGUCCACACGUGCUGGACUGAAAACCGGAUUCAGGUGGUGGUGGCCACUGUGGCGUUUGGCAUGGGAAUUGACAAGCCAGAUGUGCGGUUCGUCAUUCAUCACUCCAUGAGUAAAUCGAUGGAGAAUUAUUACCAGGAGAGCGGACGUGCAGGCCGCGACGACAAACACGCAGACUGUAUACUGUACUAUGGGUUCGGAGACAUCUUCAGGCUAAGCUCAAUGGUCGUUAUGGAGAACGUCGGACAGCAGAAGUUGUAUGAGAUGGUGAGGUACUGUCAGGACUUGACAAGGUGCAGACGUGUCCUCAUCGCUCAGCACUUUGAUGAAGUUUGGGACUCGACGCAGUGUAAUGAGAUGUGUGAUAACUGCAAGACUGACAGGACCUACGACAGAACCGAUAUCACGGAUUACGGCAGAGACAUUGUGAAAAUACUGGAACACGCUAAUCAAAUGGAUGAAAAACUGACUCCACUGAAACUGAUUGAUGCCUGGCUGGGUAAAGGUGCCUCCAAGCUCCGGGUCCCGGGUGUCCUGCCCCCUAAAUUUUCUCGCGAUGAAGUAGAAAGGGUUAUUGCUCAUCUGCUCCUACAGCAAUAUAUCAAGGAAGAUUUCAGCUUCACAGCUUAUGCCACUAUAUCUUAUGUGAAACAAGGACCCAAAGCCAACCUGCUCAAAAGCGACAAGCAUUCAAUAGCCAUCCAGAUGAGAACCACCAAAAAGGCCACAAACAAGGUAAAAUCUCCCACAAAGUCGGACACCAAAACACAAGACAAAAGUCCAUCAAACUCCGCCAAGUCCCCAAUAAAAGGAACCGCAAAACACAAGCGGCCGGAUGUAAAGAUCGGCAGCCCUGAAGCAAAGAAAAGCCGGAUCCCCCACAAUGAUUCCAUCGUCAUAAACUGAGGACCGCUGCAAACUGAGCCGGUCAUAGGCUGAGGACCGCUGCACACUGAAGCCUUUGUUAUAGACUGAGGACCGCUGCAAACUGAAGCCUUUGUUAUAGACUGAGGACCGCUGCAAACUGAAGCCUUUGUUAUAGACUGAGGACCGCUGCAAACUGAAGCCACUGUCAUAGACUGAGGACCGCUGCACACUGAAGCCUUUGUUAUAGACUGAGGACCGCUGCAAACUGAAGCCGCUGUCAUAGACUGAGGACCGCUGCAAACUGAAGCCGCUGUCAUAGACUGAGGACCGCUGCAAACUGAAGCCGCUGUCAUAGACUGAGGACCGCUGCAAACUGAAGCCGCUGUCAUAAACUGAGGACCGCUGCAAACUGAAGCCGCUGUCAUAGACUGAGGACCGCUGCACACUGAAGCCGCUGUCAUAGACUGAGGACCGCUGCACACUGAAGCCGCUGUCAUAGACUGAGGACCGCUGCACACUGAAGCCGCUGUCAUAGACUGAGGACCGCUGCACACUGAAGCCGCUGUCAUAGACUGAGGACCGCUGCACACUGAAGCCGCUGUCAUAGACUGAGGACCGCUGCACACUGAAGCCGCUGUCAUAGACUGAGGACCGCUGCACACUGAAGCCGCUGUCCUAGACUGAAGACCGCUGCAAACUGAAGCUGUUGUCUUAGGACUUCGGAAAUGUCAAAUAGCAAACUAUAUGAUCACGGUCAAUAUAUUUUCAGUUCUGUAAUUUAUUACUAAGACGAUAAAUGUUUUGUUUUGCAGCCACUC
This is a messenger RNA of Pseudophryne corroboree (corroboree frog), 3423 nucleotides long. It is a transcript of the gene RECQL, whose product is annotated as RecQ like helicase. The transcript is spliced from 17 exons. Lineage: Eukaryota; Metazoa; Chordata; Amphibia; Anura; Myobatrachidae. The record is from RefSeq and is a predicted model, not a curated record. Gene Ontology annotation, cellular component: chromosome; cytoplasm. The coding region runs from base 671 to 2644 and encodes 657 amino acids. Gene Ontology annotation, molecular function: nucleic acid binding; ATP binding; 3'-5' DNA helicase activity. Gene Ontology annotation, biological process: double-strand break repair via homologous recombination.